Biomphalaria glabrata is the source of this 1446-nucleotide messenger RNA. Its product is annotated as beta-1,3-glucan-binding protein-like. The record is from RefSeq and is a predicted model, not a curated record. Gene Ontology annotation, molecular function: hydrolase activity, hydrolyzing O-glycosyl compounds. Gene Ontology annotation, biological process: carbohydrate metabolic process. NCBI's taxonomy places the organism in Eukaryota, Metazoa, Mollusca, Gastropoda, Planorbidae. The transcript has 13 exons. The coding region runs from base 34 to 1362 and encodes 442 amino acids.
UUGUAACAUACAAAUCGAAAUACCUGCUUCAGGAUGAAGAUAAAGAUUUUAUUCUGGACACUUUUCCAUUUUGGCGUUGUACUGUCUGGACAAGUCAACAUUGAAUACAACAAACCUGUCUUAAAGUUGACAUUACCUUCCUAUUCGACACCUGAUGUAGGUCGAGUUAUCUUCCGUUACACAGUCAAAGAUGUUCAGAAACAUGGUGUUGCUGUUCUUACCACUGAAGGCUGGCAAUAUCAGACAAGUGAGGUCUCACUAGAUGGCGCUGAUGAAGUCUCUGUUUAUGCCGUCAUCUACGACCUACAUGGAAAUUUAAAAGAAGUCACUGAUACGUCUACAUUGAAACUAGCUCAACAGGGCGCCGUUGAGAUCCCCUCUCCAAGACGUAUCAGGGCGGUGAUAUUCAGAGAUGAUUUCAAUACAUUGAACAAAGCCAGCUGGCGUUCUGAAGUCUCCAUGUAUGGAGGAGGUAACGGAGAGUUCCAAGUGUACACCAAUGAUCCAAAGAAUGUGUACACUCAUGAUGGUCACCUGUACCUUAAGCCGAUCGCUACAGUGAGUGACCCCAGAUUUAAUGAGAACUUUCUUCAUACUGGAUACAUGGACAUGUUGACUUUGUUUGGUGAGUGUACACAUGAUGGAAACAACGGCUGCACAAGAACUGGCGGGGCUGAGAUUCUACCACCUGUCAUGUCCGGUAAAGUCUUGAGUAUUCCUUCCCUUAGGUAUGGCACAGUGGAGGUCCGAGCAAGACUUCCCAAGGGGGACUGGUUGUGGCCAGCCAUAUGGAUGGUCCCUAAAGAUAGCAAGUACGGAGGCUGGCCAAGAUCUGGCGAGAUUGACAUCAUGGAGUCUAAAGGUAACCCUGGGCCUGAUUUCGUUGAGAAGGUAACAAGUCACUUGAUCUGGGGCACUUCCUGGGAACACCAGUACUGGGCAAUCACAUAUCACGGAGAACGACACGCCACUAACUGGUAUUCUCAGUUCCACACGUGGCGCAUGGAAUGGACUCAUGACCAUAUUCUGACAUUUGUAGACAACCAACUGAUAAUGACGGCAGCGCCACCAGCCGGUGGAUUUUACGAGCAAGGGAAAUUUACCGGAACUAACAUUUGGGCUUCUGGGACAAAAAUGGCUCCCUUUGAUCAGGACUUUUACCUCAUCUUGAACGUGGCUGUGGGCGGCACCAACGGCUACUUCGCUGACGGCAAUCAUUACGGUAACGUCACCAAACCUUGGCACAACAGUUGGCCUCACCCCAAGCUUGACUUCUGGAACGCACAUAACACCUGGCUGCCCACCUGGCAUGGAGAGAACGCUGCUCUGGUCGUCGACUAUGUGGAAUUUAAGAGUUUAUAAGACGUUCAUUGUUUAAAUUCUGUUUCGCAAGAAAUAAUUAUUCUGUAAAGACCACCAAAACAUAUAAACUAUUGCUCAAAAAAA